AUGGCACUGACUGAAGACUAUGAAUAUCUCAUUUAUGGAAAUUUCCGUCUCCUCUUCCUGGUGUUAGAAUGCCUGCUCCUCAUCCCGACAGUCUAUAUUUGUACCCGUGUUGUGUGGGAUACAAUUCUAUUCUUUGUCGUUGCUGUCUCUCUUCCAAUUCUUAUCUAUGAUAUCAUGAAGAUUAUCAAGAAUGGAUGCAUGUUUAUUCCGCAUUAUGAACACUCACUGCAACCAAUCUUUAUCCAAAUCGACUAUUUCCUGCAUAAUCUCAUCCAUAUCACAUUUGUCAUUUGUACAGAAGUGUAUUUCCUCCAUCAUUCUCUAUCCAAGUACAAAUAUGAUUGGGCCCCAUUCGCGAUCUCGAUCCUUUUCGCGGGUUUUCUGGCCGCGUGUACAUGUUUUAUCGAUUCGAUCAUCACCAAUCUAUUCAUUGUCGGCUUCACAACGGGGACGAUCUCGGCUAUGAUACUCAUGAGCCUCGUCCGGAAGCUUCGCGCGAAUAUAGAGGGCCACCGUCAGAAUCGUCAUACGCCAAUGGAAAUGGCUCUAUUCUCUGUCUACGCCACUACACCAUACACACUCAAUGGUUUACAGUUUUUGCUGUCCUUCGUCUCGAUCAUUGCCCGUGCGAAGGCAGAUUCCGGCUCAGAAUUUGGUCUCUGGGAUGAGAGUGUCCAUGCAUAUGCUGCUUAUUUGAUGGAACUCAGACCAUUGGCCAUUCUCUCGCCGAUAUUCAUCUGGAUACCGCAUUUUAGGGACCAUUUCUUCGGUGCAAUCAAGAGGAUAUUGCCAAAAGAACUGGAAGAUGUGGAAGUGGCAAAGAGAGAUCGAAGAAUGACAAUUCGGCUGGCUGCAUUUGCCAUACAGGCCAUACAAAAUCAUGAUAUUCACGAA
This is a messenger RNA of Mesorhabditis spiculigera, 894 nucleotides long. The record is from the annotation of a GenBank genome assembly. Lineage: Eukaryota; Metazoa; Nematoda; Chromadorea; Rhabditida; Rhabditidae.